AUGGAUGUAGUUAAUGUUGAAGAAGAUGAAGUAAAUGAUGUUGGAAAUAAUGUUGAAGAACAUGAAAUGACUUAUGUUAGAAAUAAUGUUGAAAAAGAUGAAGUAGCUGAUGUUGGAAAUAAUUUUGAAAAAGAUGAAGUAACUGGUGUUGGAAAUAAUGUUGAAAAAGAUGAAGUAACUGAUAUUGGGAAUAAUCUUAAAGAAGAUGAAGUAGUUGAUGUUGGAAAUAACGUUGAAGUAGACGAACAUGAGAGUAGUGAUAAUAGUGACUUUGAAUGUGAUGGCAUAACAUUUGAUGAUAGUGAGGAUGAAAAAGUUCUUGGGUUGGAUGAUAACUUUGAUUUAAUUGAUAAAUAA
Molecule: messenger RNA, 357 nt
Organism: Vicia faba (fava bean)
Lineage: Eukaryota; Viridiplantae; Streptophyta; Magnoliopsida; Fabales; Fabaceae
Source: the annotation of a GenBank genome assembly